AUGCCCGGACAGAGAGCAGGGCACCCAGGACCCACUGGAGCUCGACCAGUCCUGCUGGAAGCCCAGGAGCUGGACCCUCCUUACAGCCAGGUGCUCAGGGCCAACACUUUCUCCCAGUUCCGCCAGCUGUUGAGUCUGGAUCUCCAGCAGAACGAGAUCAACAUGAUAGAGGAGCAGGCUUUCUCUGGCCUGGAGCAGCUCACCACCCUCCUGCUCCAACACAACCACCUCCGCUCCACCUCAGAGGAGAUGCUCCUGCCCAUGCCCCGCCUGCGUCACCUCCGUCUCUACGACAACCCCUGGGAAUGCCACUGCCACCUGGACAGCCUGGUCAGAACCCUGCAAGUGCCCAGCAACCGUAACCUGGGGAACUUCGCCAGGUGUUCCGUGCCGGCGAGUCUGCAGGGGAAGAAGCUGCGUCAGGUGAAGGCGGAGCUGCUGUGUCCGGAUCACUACCAGUCCGAAGCCCUGGAGGGGCAGGACAGCCUCCCCAAGCCCCUGCCCCCCAGCAAGAAGGACCAUGAGCUCACCACCCUCUGCCACACCUACAUGUACCCCAAGCCCCUGCUCGACUGCAGGAGCAAAGACCUCAAGACCAUCCCAGCAGACCUUCCCUCUGACAUUGUGAUGAUGGACUUCUCCAGUAACACCAUCAACCACUUGAAGCCUAAAGAGUUCCUGGCCUCCAAAGACCUCAAACUCCUCAACCUCAGUAGCAACAACCUGGACCGCAUAGACACAGCUGCGUUCUCUGGCUUGCUGUACCUGCGAGAGCUGGACCUCUCCAACAACAGCCUCAGAUACUUCCCCUACGGAGUUCUGGAGGAUCUGUACUUCCUGAGGAAGCUGUUUCUGGGGGACAACCCCUGGAUGUGUGACUACAACAUCCACUACCUGAUCUACUGGCUCAAACACCACCCUGGGGUGGCGUACUUCGGCCUGACCUGCUCCCAGCCUCAGGAGUUCCGGGGCUGGCAAGUGGAGGACUACGUCAAGACCUACAAUGGAGAGUGUCCCAAGGACUGGCAGUUGGGCCUGGGAGAUUCAGAGCAGGAAACGUCUCAGGAGCUGAAAGUGGAGAUAGAUGAGGGCACAGGCCGGCUGCCUAGCCCCAUUAGAGACAACAGACCAAAUACAAUGGCAUUUGAGAUCAUGAGGUUGAGCUAAACUGAUGUUUUUUUGUUUUGUUUUUACCUGUGUGUGAGAGGGAUAGAGAAUGAGAGAGUGUAAGUCAUUCAGUCUGUAUCAGAUCAAAUACUGGCAGGAUAGGUGCUGUUUCUGUUAGUGUGUUUCCUCUUAAAUAUUAUUCUUUCUUCGGUCGAAAAAGUAGGGUUUUACAUUUUUUUUGUAAGUGAAUUAAUUGUCAAACAGUGAAAUAAAAAGUGUUUUUUCUUGGA
Molecule: messenger RNA, 1397 nt
Organism: Osmerus eperlanus (European smelt)
Lineage: Eukaryota; Metazoa; Chordata; Actinopteri; Osmeriformes; Osmeridae
Gene: lrrc17
Product: leucine rich repeat containing 17
Molecular function (GO): protein binding
Source: RefSeq, a predicted model, not a curated record